Molecule: messenger RNA, 891 nt
Organism: Abrus precatorius (Indian licorice)
Lineage: Eukaryota; Viridiplantae; Streptophyta; Magnoliopsida; Fabales; Fabaceae
Product: LIM domain-containing protein WLIM1-like
Exons: 5
Coding region: 195-785 (196 amino acids)
Biological process (GO): actin filament bundle assembly
Cellular component (GO): plasma membrane; actin cytoskeleton
Molecular function (GO): actin filament binding
Source: RefSeq, a predicted model, not a curated record
AAUUGUAAGGAAGUUUGCUUUAGUCUCCGCAAAUUUCUGCCUCCUUCCCUUUUUUUUUUCUUGUCUCCUCUUCAAUCUUCAUUGUCCUGUUCUUCCCUUUAGUGGCAAACCAAUAAACAGAACUCAAAUAGAUAGAUACACAGGCAGAGAUCAUAGCCUGCUUGCACCUUUGUAAGUUGAGAAGAUACGAAAGAAUGGCAUUUGCAGGAACAACCCAAAAGUGUAUGGCCUGUGACAAAACUGUUUAUCUGGUUGAUAAGUUGACUGCGGAUAACCGAGUGUUCCACAAAGCUUGCUUCAGAUGCCACCACUGCAAAGGAACCCUGAAGCUUAGCAACUAUAACUCUUUUGAGGGAGUUCUUUAUUGCAAGCCACACUUCGAUCAACUGUUCAAAAGAACUGGUAGCCUUGACAAAAGCUUCGAAGGGACACCAAAAAUUGCCAAACCAGAAAAAAAUAUGGAUGAGAAACCUGCAGCAGCCAAAGUCUCAAGUAUGUUUGGUGGAACAAGGGAUAAAUGUGCUGGUUGUCAGAAAACGGUGUAUCCCACUGAGAAGGUUACUGUUAAUGGAACUCCUUACCAUAAGAGCUGUUUCAAAUGCUGCCAUGGAGGGUGUGUUAUCAGUCCCUCCAAUUACAUAGCACACGAGGGAAAACUCUACUGCAAACACCACCAUAUCCAAUUGAUCAAGGAGAAGGGCAAUUUAAGCCAGCUGGAAGGAGACAAUGAGAAGAGUUCAAUGCAGGGAAAAAUCAAUGGUGAAGAAGUUGCUGCGGAGACAUGAUGAAAAGAGUUCUGAGCCUCAGAAUUUCCCCUUUCUCAUGUUCCAUAUUUGUGGACCAUGUUUCUGCUAUCUCUCAUGCUUUUACCAUUACUUGCAGUCCGGGAAG